AUGUCCCAAGUGCCUAAUCCCCAGUUACCUUGCUGCAUCACAGAGGAGCCAUACUGUGGGACACACCCAGAGCCAUCACAGCUCUUCAGUGAGAAUGACAAAGUCCUCGUGUCCAGCAAAUGUUUCCAGUCUCAAGAGCACAAGCAGCAUUCAGCAUAUGGUACCCAAGAAGCUACUGAGUACUAUAGGUUGUUCCAGGAAACCCUGGUUACACUGAGGGAGAAGCUUGAAGCAGCUAAGAUCUUACUGGCAGAAGAGCGAGAGAAAAUGGUGACGACUCAGGAAGAAGAGCAGAGGUUGAAAGAGAUGAUCGAGGCCGAGUAUAAGAUGCAAUUCCAGUUACUGACUGAAGAGAAGGAGCUGCAGUUUCCAAGACUGCCCGCCUGCAAAGCUGACCUGAACUUAAAUGGACCUCAGCAGGACCAGUUGAUGAAGUGUGGCACUGAGCUCAUGCAGAAGUCCCAAGAAAUGCUACAGAGACUCAGGCACCUGGGGAGAGAGAGCAUGGACAAACUGAAGGCGAGUGAAGUCCGGCUUCGUGAGCACCUGUGCAGCCUCCAAGAGAUCAUCACAGACCUAGAGAAGAACUGUGGAGAACCUGCCCUGGCACUGCUCCAGAAUGCAGAGUGCUAUUUAAAAAGGAGUGAAGCUAUACUGCUUCAGAGCCUACAGCCAGCUCAGGUAACAGACCUGAGUUCCUGCCAGAUAAUAGGAAUGAGCAAUGUUCUACUGAAGUUUCAAAGACGUAUUACUUUGGACCCAGACACGGCUCACCCCUCCCUAGUCUUAUCUGAAGACCUGAGAAGUGUGGGAUGCGGAGAGACUUCGAAAACUGGGCCUGACACUCCAAGGAGAUUUGACUUCGGCGCUUCCGUGUUGGGUGCAGAGAGCUUCACCUCGGGGAGGCAUUAUUGGGAGGUGGCUGUGGGGCAGGCAACCCACUGGCAGGUGGGCAUAUGUGACUGUACAGAGAGAAAGGAUAGCAUUUCCGGGGCUUCCGGAGAUAAAGUCUUGCUCAUGGGGUCCAUGAUGGGAGCUGAUUGUACCCUCUGGGUCUUUCCCCCUUUAAGAAAGGUCUGCCAGAGAAAGCAAAUGUACAAAGUUGGAGUCUUCCUAGACUGUGAAUGUGGGCAAGUAUCCUUCUACAAUGUGACAGAACAAUCCCUGAUUUACAGUUUGUCUGACCUUACCAUCCGAGGAGCUGUUAAACCAAUAUUUUCUCUUUGUAUUCCAAACGGAGGCAUGAGUUCAGGCUCUCUCACUGUCUGUCUCCCCCAGACUCAUCCCUGA
Molecule: messenger RNA, 1290 nt
Organism: Mastomys coucha (southern multimammate mouse)
Lineage: Eukaryota; Metazoa; Chordata; Mammalia; Rodentia; Muridae
Gene: Triml2
Product: tripartite motif family like 2
Exons: 7
Coding region: 1-1290 (429 amino acids)
Molecular function (GO): protein binding
Source: RefSeq, a predicted model, not a curated record